Messenger RNA from Paramecium pentaurelia, 5216 nucleotides. The record is from the annotation of a GenBank genome assembly. Lineage: Eukaryota; Ciliophora; Oligohymenophorea; Peniculida; Parameciidae.
AUGGAUAAUUUAGUAGAAGAAUAGAAUUCUACACAUUAUGAAAAUGAUGAUCGAAAAAUAGAGGAGAUAAAUUAAAAAGAGGAUUAAGCUCAUUGUAAUUAGUAGAAUUAUAUUAAUUAAUUGGAUGAAUAACCAAAGGUACAUUAAAUAGUUUAGGAUUCCAUUGUAAAAAAUGAAAAUGAAAAUCAUUAAUAAAUAAUACAAUUAUAAGAAAAUAUUAAGAAUGCAAAACUUGAAAUUGAAUAAAAUAUUAAAAAAUAUACCAGUUUAGAAUAUGAAUUUAAUGAUGUGCAAUCUUGCUUAUAAAAAUAAAUUAAAACAUUGUAAGAUGAAUUUAAUAAUUAACAUAAAGAGUAUUAAAGCCAAAUCAAAUAGUAUUAGAAUUAAAUAGACAAUAAGCAGUCAGAGAUUGAAAAAUUUUAAGUUUAAUUAUAAAAAUCAGAAUAAAAAUAUUAAAAACUUUAAGAAGUUUAAUUAGAAUAGAAUAAUCAGCAUAGAAUAGAUAUAGAAUCAUUAAUAGAAAGAUUAUAGUAAUCAGAAUCCUCUAAAGAUAUAUUAUAAUAAGAAUUGUAGAAGCAUUAAACUAAUUUAGAUAUAAUCUCAAAAUAAAAAAUAGAAAUUGAAUCAUAUAAUAUACAACUAUCUGAAUAAAAUAAAUUAUUUGAUAUAAUUAAAUAAGAUAAUAAAAUAAUUAUAGAGAAUUUAGAUAAAAAACUAAAAAAAGAAGAAUAGAAAACAUAUGAUACAAAUAAUGAAAAACUUUAAUUAGAAUAAUCUUUUUAAAAACAAUUAAAUGAAAAGAAUGAAUAAUUAAAAAAGAUAUAGAAUGAAAUUAAUUAAUUGAAUCAAUAAUUAAUUUCAUACAAGUCUUUAGAAUAAAAAAUUGAAAAAGAUAAUAUUGAUAUCAAUGAUUUGAAAUAAAAGUAAGAACAUAUUAUUAAUGUAAAUGAACAAUACAAAAUUAAAGUAAAAUAGCAAGAGGACAUUAUUUCAUAAUUUAUUGAUGAAAAUACUUAAUUUAAAAAAUAAGUUGAAGAUUAAUAGAAUCAAAUAAUAGAACUAAAAGAAUAGUGUUGGAAAGAAAUUGAAUAAAAGUCACAUUUUGAUAUAAAAUAUUAAAGUUUAUAAGAAGAAAUAGAUGAAGCUGAAUUGAAGAUAAAUUUAUUAGAAUCUAAAUUACUAGAUUAAUAAAAUAUAUAAAAAUAAAAUGAAAGCAUAUCUUUUCAAAAUUUACAAAAAUUAUAAAAUAAUAUUUCAUCUCUCAAUUAAAAACUAGUAGAAGAUAAAUAAAUUUAUGAGGAUAAGAUUUAGGAAUUGGACAAUUUAUUAUAAUAAGAAUAACAUAAUAAUUAGAUGAUAAGAAAAUAAGAAGAAGAUUUAAAUAUUCAAAUUGAAUAACUUAAUAUACAAAAAGAAGACUUAGAAAAAUAAAUAAAAUAAAAUUCACAAUAGAUAUUAUUUUUAGAUUAAUUAAUUUUGGAUUUAAAAAUAAAAAAUUAAUCAUAAAAAGAUGAAAUUACGUAUCUUAUUUAAUAAAUAGAUGAAAAUAAUUUAAAGUCAACAUAAGAUUUUAGUUAUUAAGUACAAUUAACAUAGAAAUUAAAUUAAUAUGAAGAUAUAAUAUUAGAAUUGUAGAAGAAUAAAAGCUAACUCUAAUUAGAACUAGUAUAAAUUAAAGAAAGUAGCAGUAUAGAAAAAACUUAAAUAUUAUAAGUAUUAUCUAAUACAAAAGAAGAAAUAAAAAUUUCUGAAGAAAAUAUUAAAGAAAAAUUAAAAGAUAAGAAUAGAAUUAUAUUGAACUUAAAAUUGGAUAUAAAAAAUAUAUAAUAACAUAUUUCAUAGUAAUAGGAAGAAAACAAUAAUUAUAAUUAAAAAUUACAAUAAUCAGAGGAAAAUAAUUCAGAACUUAUUAAACAAAUUGAAAUUUAAAUUUUUAAGUUAAUGAAAAUUAAGAUACAAUAAAAUAACUUGAAUAAAUUAAAUCAUCAUUCUAAUCUUAAUUAGUGAUAUGGACACAAACAGUUAAUUUAAAGGUGAGUGAAUUAGAAUAAUUAUCAUAAAAAAAUGAUUCAAAUACUAAAUUACUUAUGUAAGAAAUUUAAACAUUAAGUUAAAGAUCAAAAGAUUAAGAAUUACUUAAUCAAACAAAACUAUUGUUUCUAAUAAUGAAAUUUAAAAGGAUAAAAAAAUAGAAUAGCUUUAAUAGGAACUUACAGAAGCAAUUACAAAUUUGGAAAUUAAUAAGUAAACUUAUGAAGCCUAAUUUUUUACAUUACGAGAAGAAUUAAAUAAAUAAUAUGAUGAAAUGCUUAAAAAUAAAUUAAAUAUAUAAAAAAUAUAACUUAGUAAUUAAUAUGAUUAAUAGAAUUUUGAACUUACAAAUGAUAUUUAAAUUUAAAAAUAAUUGUUUUUAGAUUCUUAAUAAGAAUUAAAAUAAUUGAAGGAUCAAUAGAUUUUAAAUAAAAAUUCUUAUUAAAAAGAUAUUGAAGAUUUAACUUAAUUAACGAAAUAUUUAGAAUAUUAAAAAAAAAUAAUGAUCCAAAAAUUUCAAAUAGAAAUUGAUAUUUAAAAAUGCUAAAUUAUAUAGGAAUAAAGCAAUAAUGAAUAGAGUUUAGAAAAAAUCAAUUAAUAAUAGUAAUAGAUCUAAGAUUUAGUAGUCAAACAAGAAUAACUUCAUAUUGAUUUAGAACAUAUGUAAUUAAUUUUGAAAUAAAAAUAAGAAAAAGAAGUUAAACUAUUAAAUGAUUUCAAUUCUUAAAGUUUACUGUUAGAAGAAACUUAGUUGAACCUUCAUUCAAAAGUUCAAUAUAUAAAAGAUUAAGAAUAAUAAUAUUAAGCUGAGAUUCAAUCAUUGAAAGAUAAAGGUUUUGGUUUAAACAAUUAAAUUAUGAAAUUAGAAUAACAAAUACUUUAAUUAUAAAAUUAACAUUAAAUUGAAUUAUAGCAAAAUUCUAAAAAUAUUGAAUUUAAAAUAAAUCAAGAAAAUUAAAAUAUUUUGAUUCAAUUACGAUUCAAUUACGAAAUGACUUUGAAACAGCAGCUUUGGCAUUUUAAGAAUAAAAAAAAAGAAUGCAAGAUGAAAAUGAUGCAUUAUAAAUUUAAAUUGAUUAAUUGUUACUUAAGAAUUUAGAAUAGAAACAAUAAUCAUAAGAAUAAUUAGAGAGAAUACAUGAAUAACGCUAAUAAGAAUUGGCUUUACUAAAAAAUCAAAGAAUUGAAUAAGAUGACUUGAUAUAAUCAUUAUAAAAGUCUUAGAUAUAAUUAAAAGAGAGAGAAAAUUAAUUAGGGUAAUUGAAUAUCUCAUUUUCAAUAAUUUAAGAGGAGCUAUAUUAAAUGGAAUAGAAAUAUGAAAAUAAAAUAUUGUCAUAAAAACAAAAGCAUGAAUCCUAAAUUGAUGACUUACAUAAGUUAAUUUAGGAAUUGAAACAACAAUUAAAUACUGUUGAAAGUGAAGGGAGAAUGAUGUAAAAUAGUUUAAAUGAAAUGGAAAUAUUAGAUUUUAAAUGUAAAGAGCUAAAAACUGAAAAUGAAGAGCUAAAGUUAAAAAUUUAAGAAUUGUUAAAGCAACCUGAUUAAUAGAAAAUAGAGAUUUAUAAUAAUCAGAUCAAAGAGAAGAGUGAUUAAAUAAAUGAAUUGAAUUAAUUAAUUUAAAAAUAAAAAUAAGAACAUUUUGAAAUUUAACAGAAGUUUAUCCAAGAAAGAGAUUAAUUAAACAAUAUAAUAGUAGAACUUAAAGGAGAUAUUUAAGAUUAAAAGAAAUUAAUUAUACAAUAAUAAGCAUAAAUAUAAUCAAUUACUUUAUAAUAUUAAUCCAAAUAAAACUAGGAGUCAUCUAAUUUAAUUAAUUUUAAUCCAUAUUUGUAAAAUCAUUCUUACUAAUAAGCUUAAACAGGAGAAAAAUAAAAUACUAUUACCUAAAAAGAAUUUUAAAUAUUAGAGAAAAAAUCAAAGGAAUAAUUAAAUUAAAUUUAGUAAUUAUAAUAUGAAAUAGCUGCUUUGAAGUAGUAAUAAGAAGAGAGAACAAAAGUGUAAAACUAAAAUAAUCAAGAAACUCUACUUCUAUGGAAACCAUUGUUGAGAAAUGUGCAGCUCUUCAAUAAAUAAUUGAUGAAUAAAGCAUAAUUAAUUCAAAACUCAAUGUUGAGAUUGGUCUUUUUAAAUAGCAAAAUGAACAAUUGAAAGAAGAUAUAAGAGUAUGUUAUUAAGAACUGAAGGAAUUAAGAAUAAUAUCUUAAGAAAAAUUCAGAUUGGAAAGUGAACUUUAAUAGGCACUUACUGUAGUAGCAGAACAAGAUAAUAAAUCAAAUAUGUUAGAUUUAAAUAAAUUAUUAAACCAAGAAUUAUCAGAGAAAAAUAAAAAAUAAUUUGAAGAAUUAGAAAGUCUGGGGAAGUAAUUAAAAUAAAUAGAGAAAUAGAAAUAAAAGGUAAAUUUAAUAAAAAUUAUUAGAUUUAAGAAAAACUGAAUGAUACAAUUGAAGAAUUGGAAAAAUUGAAAAAUUUACAUUAUAUUUCUUAAUAAGAACAAGAUCAGAAAAAUGCAAAAUUAAUUGGAUUAGAAAGGUUACUUUAAUCAUAAUUGUAAGAUUUUUCAAUUUUGGAAUCUUAGUAUAAAGAUUCAAUUAAGAAUUGUUAGAUUUUGAAGUAAUAACUGGAUGAGUUAUAUAUAAUUAGUAAUAGAGAAAUAGAUGAGUUAAAUAAGGAUAGACAAUAGAAAGAACAAAGAAUAAAAUAGAUGUAGGAGGAUAUAUAGAAUUUAAUCAAGGAUGUGCAUAUUUAAAAGGAUUUUUAAGCACGCUAAAAAUAAGUUUCUAAUGCUCCUUUAACAAAAAAAGAUAAAAUAGUAGUAGAAUCAUUGGCAAAUAGAGUAUAAGAAUUAGAAAUGUUAAAUAAAACAAUGAAAGAUUAAUUUUCAGAAAAAAUAAUUAACUUGAAAAAUGAAUUAGAAGAAAGAGUUUCAUACAUAUAACUUUUAGCAUAUCAUCUUAGUAAAGCAUAUCCAAAUUUAACUGAAUCUGAUUUGUAUAUAUAAGAAAUAUCAAAAUUAGGAUAGAAAAAGAGGAUAUUAAAGUAAUCCAAUAACUAAAGAAGAGAUAAAAUAUUUAAGAAAUACUUGAAGUAUUAUUAGAAUAAAAUUAUUAUAGAAAACUAUGAUAGAAAAUUUAUAGUUAAGGGAAUAGAUAAAGUUAUUAGGAGCUGAGCUAAAUAAGAAAAAAUGA